GUCGUCGUCGUCGUGCCAGCCAGCCGCCCGACAAUCGUCUCGUGAAUUCGGGCAAGUGCACACGCGCGUUUCGCACUCUCUCUCUCUCUCUCUCCGUCUGUCUCUCCGUCUAGCGCGGCGGUCCGUCGCUCCCUCCCCCCCGAAAUUCCGUCAAAAAUUCGCGAUCGUCGAUUAUCCGUGAUAUUAUUUCCACGUCGGGGCCCAGCAAGCGCGGACGUCGAAUUCGCGACCGCCAGUCCCGCGUCAUUCGGGUACACCGCACCGUCGUCGUCGUCGCCGGAUAAUAUUUUUAUACCCACCCGUCGACGCCGUUGUACGCACCUGCAGCAGCAUCAGCAGCUACCCGCCGCGGAGGACAACAAUAUUCCAAUACGUUCGCACCCGCUGCUCUACCUGCCGACCGACUACCCCCUCGCACAGGAUGACACCCACAAUACAAUGCUUCGACGACCAAUCAAUGCAAAUGCCACCUGCUUCGGUUCUAUGCAAUAAUAUGUUUUUUCAAGAAAACCACCACCAGCUGACGUCUGCCUCCGAUAAAACGAACUCGAGGCCUGAUGUUCGAACUAACCAUCAAUGGAACCCUUAUCUAAGGAAUCGCCAUUCAACGUUUAGCAGUAAAAGAAAUACCUCCUACACUUCAGCAUUAAAGCCGGACGACGUGAAGGGACUACUGCAGCGACGGGACAACGAUCAGCAAUCACCGUCUGCGGCGGUUACCGAAGAGCACUUGAACGCGAUACGCAAGAGACAAGCCCUGUUGCUGGUCACCAUCCAGACGAUGACACUGUUCCACCACAACCGAAUAUUGGAGCACAAGCUGUCGGCGUUGCACAGGAAGGUAGUGCAGGUCCAGAACAGGCAGAGGCAGAGGAACAUUAAAUCCGCCGCCGCCGAGGAAUAAUUCAUAUAACCAAUUGUUGCUGCUGUAGUUGUCAUCGUCGUACGGCGUGGAGGAAGAGGACGAAAAGGACGUCAACGGCAACGACACGACUUCCGGCUAAAUUUUAGUCUAAAUUUCGGUAUAACGGACAACACACUCACACACACACAUACCACUCGCACGUAAAAUAAGGAAUUAUUGUAUGUAUAUAGAUCGAUUAUAUAUUAUAAUUUAAUUAUAUUCAAAUAA
This is a messenger RNA of Aphis gossypii (cotton aphid), 1132 nucleotides long. RefSeq lists its product as uncharacterized. The transcript is spliced from 4 exons. NCBI's taxonomy places the organism in Eukaryota, Metazoa, Arthropoda, Insecta, Hemiptera, Aphididae. The coding region runs from base 422 to 904 and encodes 160 amino acids. The record is from RefSeq and is a predicted model, not a curated record.